Drepanopeziza brunnea f. sp. 'multigermtubi' MB_m1 is the source of this 5874-nucleotide messenger RNA. Lineage: Eukaryota; Fungi; Ascomycota; Leotiomycetes; Helotiales; Drepanopezizaceae. The record is from RefSeq and is a predicted model, not a curated record.
AUGGCCUUCGAGGUCGAUUUCCAGUCUGGAGAAGGCUUCAAACAGGCCGGGAAGAAGGGAAAGAAGGCUGCCAAAGCACCUGCCGCCAAGUCGAAGUGGGAUGGCGACGAGGAUGAUACGGCCAAGAAGGCAGAGGGCGAAGGAGGUGACGGUGACGGUGGGGAGAAGGGAGGUGACACUGGCGCUGGAGGUGACUCUGGCGCCGGUGGUGACUCUGGCGCCGGUGGUGACGGUGAUAAGAAGGACGAUGCAAAUGGCAACGGAGACGGGGCGGGUGAAAACCCCCCUGAGGACGAGUGGGAUAGCUUCGCUCCCGUAAAGAAGGGGAAGAAGGGCAAGAAGGGCAAGGCAGAGGAGGCUGCGCCUGCGAUACCGGCUGCGGACAAGUUCGAUGCCUUUUCAGAGAUCAAGUUGGACGACACAGGCCCAAUUUUGGACUUGAGCUUCGACACUGGGACGACGAAGACAAGUACAGGAGCGUUUGGCUCGUGGGGCAGUAGUUGGGAUACCGGUGGUACAAAAACAGGGGCAAAGAGUGGCUGGGAUUUCUCCGCUGUCACAGACACUGCUGCCGCCGACGAGCGGAAAGAGGCCGAAGGCAAUCCUUGGAGUUUGGAUCGUGGGAAGCCGAAAAAGAAGGGAGGCGUGGGAUUUUCUUUCGGGGCUCUAGACGAGGAGGAUCCAAAGAAGCCAGAUCCUGAUAAAAAGGACGACUCGUUUGACUUUGGCUUCUCCUCCGUCUCGUCGAAGAAGGAUAAGAAGAAGAAUGCCAAGAAUAAGGAUGUGUUUGCGUUCGAAGAUCCCAUCGAAGAGACCCCUGUGGUCGCCGAGGAGCCUGCUGCUGUUGCUGAGGAUGAUUGGAGUGGAGUGGGCUGGGGGACUUCAAAGGGGAAGAAAGGAAAGGGUAAAAAGGGUGCUGUCGAACCCGAUCCACCCAAAGUCGAACCGAAGAUUGAAGAACCAGCUCCAGUGGUCGAAGAUGAUUGGUCAUCGCCAGCUAUUGUAAAGAAGGGGAAGAAAGGCAAGAAGGGUGCUAUUGUUGAGGAACCCCCGAAAGUGGAAGAGACGCCACCUGAGCCAGAGCCAGCCAAGGAAGAACCGGCCGAUGAUGGGUGGGGUUUCACGACGACAUCUAAGAAAGACAAGAAGAAAGGAAAGAAAGGAGCGAUAGUCGAGGAACCUCCUAAGGUCGAGGAACCCAUCCCCGAGCCAGAACCGGCGAAAGAAGACCCCGUGGAUGAUGGCUGGGGUUUCUCGACCAAGAAGGAUAAGAAGAAGGGGAAGAAAGGUGCUGUUGUCGAGGAGCCUCCCAAGGUCGAAGAGGUCCCUCCCGAGCCCGAAAAGGAGCCGGAACCCGUGGAAGAUAUUGGUUGGGGGGCCCCUGCAAAGAAAGACAAAAAAGGCAAGAAGGGCAAAUCUGUCGUUGAAGAGCCCCAGGUCGAAGAAGUCAAGUCACCGGAUCCCGAGCCUGGGCCCGAACCAGCUGCAGAAGAUUUUGGAUGGGGAGCUCCUGUUGGCAAAAAUAGUAAGAAGUCAAAGAAGGGUAAGGCUGCUGAAGAAGUCUCCAAGGUAGAGGAGAAAGUCCCGGAGCCGGAGCCAGAACCUGAGCCGGUGGUCGAGGAUUUCGGAUGGGGCGCUCCUGUCGUUACAAAGGGUAAGAAAGGCAAGAAGGGUAAAAAUGCAGUCGAAGAGCCUGUUAAGGUCGAGCCAGUCAAGGAGCCUGAUCCAAUUAUCGAUCCCGAGCCCGAGCCCGAACCCGAGGCAACUGGUGGCUGGGGCUCAUGGCUCGGUGUCGGAAAGAAAAAGUCAAAAGAAGAACCGAAAGCAAAGGAUCCUACCCCAGAAUCCGAGCCAACACCUGUCGAGGAAGACACCGGAUGGGGAUUCUCUGCUCUUACUUCGAAGAAGAGUAAGAAGAAUAAGAAAGACAAAGCGGUUGUUGAGGAUGACCCAAAGGUCGAGGAGCCGACUCCAGACCCUGAACCGGUCAUCGAAGAGAAUGCCGGUGGAUGGGGAACAUUUUCCUUGUCCUCCAAAGACAAGAAGAAGGGGAAGAAAGGCAAAGAAGAUCCUCCCAAAAUCGAGCCCACACCCGAGCCUGACCCAGUCGUGGAAGAAGAAUCCGGAUGGGGAUUCGGUUUCGGUAGCUCAAAGACUAAAAAGGGGAAAAAAGGCAAAGAAGAGCUCCCCAAAAUCGAGACCUUGCCCGAGCCUGACCUAGUCGUGAAAGAAGAGUCCGGUUGGGGCUUCGGAUUGGGUUCGAAGAGCAAAGACAAGAAGGAAGGGUGGGGAGAGUCUCCAAAGGUCGAGCCGGUUCCCGAACCAGAACCCGUUCCCGAGACAGAUUUUGGAUGGGGCUUCGGGACUUCGUCUAAGAAGGACAAGAAAAAAUCCAGUAAGACGAAGGAAACGUCCCCAGCUCCUCCCCCCCUCAUCGAGGAGACGGUGGCAGAGGACGAUGAUUGGACAAACUGGGGCCAGAAUAGUACCACCAAAUCCAAAGACAAGAAAUCCAAGGCACUCGUCGAAGUCAAGGAUGAGAUUCCCGAACGCGCCCCGACUCCUCCACCUGCUGUACCUGAAGCCGAGGACGACUUUUCGGGAUGGGGAACUUCAGCGAAAGACAAGAAAAAGAAGAAGGGGAAGGUGGCAGAGGCUUCGGUCUCCGACGAUCCGAUUAAGCCCGAUGCCAUCGAGGAGCCAGUCAUCGAUACGUGGGGUUCUGUUUCUAAGUCGAAGAAUAAGGAUAAAAAGAAAUCCAAGAAGGGCGCCUUCGAGGUAGUGGACGAGACUCCACCCGAGCCUGAACCUGCGGUCGAAGAAGCUAAAGUUGUUGAGGAUGACUGGGGCACAGGGUUCGGAUCUACUUCCAAGAAAGACAAGAAGAAAGGGAAGAAAAAACCGGAAUGGAAUUUCGCACCUGUUGAGAAGACGAAGUCCAAGGAAAAGGAGGUCCCUGCCAAAAAACUGAGCAAGAAGGAGCAAAAAGAGGCCGACAAACUGGCCGAGAAGGCUAAAAAGAAGGCGGAAAAAGAAGAGGCCGCAGCCAAAGAAGCUGAGGAGUCAGCCAAAGCCGAGGCUGAAGCCGAGGAAGCCAGGCUGAAGGAAGAGGAAGCCAAGCUGAAGGAGGAGGAAGCCAGGCUGAAGGAAGAGGAAGAGGCCAAGGCCAAAGCUGCGAAAGCUCCGAAGUUGUCCAAGAAAGAGCAGAAGAAGGCCGACGAGCUUGCGAAAAAGAAGAAACUCGAAGACGAAGAGAUUGAGGCUGCGUUCAGGGAGGCGGAAGAAGAGGCUGCGCGAGAGGCUGAGGAGGCGACUGCCAAGGAGAUCGAGGAGAAGGCCGCUCUGGCCGGCGCAAAGAAGUCCAAAAAGGAUGGCAAAUCAAGCAAAUCCAAAAAGGGUGCGGUAGAGGAUCCUGAGCCGGAGCUAGACCUGAUUGAGCUCAGCCCGAGCAAGGAAAAGGUCGAGAUCGAGGACAAGUCGGAAGUAUUCAGCUUCUGGGGUGCAAGCACUAAGAAGUUGAGCAAGGGCGCGGCUCGCGACGAGACUGCGACCGCUGACAAGGCGAACCUCCUGCCUCUUACGAGGAAAGCAGUGGGCGGCGGCAGCAAAAUCGCUGAUAGGUUGAAAGCCUUUGAGUCACCCAAAGAAGUUGAGGAGCCACUCCCGCUACCUCCGCCUCCGCCCCCCUCGCCUCCUCCGCCAGCCAAGGAGGAUAAGAAGAAGUCCAAGUCCAAGUCCAAAAGAGAGAAGGAGGUUUUUGAAGCCCCAAUUCCAGUUCCAGACCCAGACCCAGUCGUCGAAGAGCCACCUACCCCGCCUCGGAAAUCCAGAUCCAGCGCAGUUCCCGGCAGCUUUCCUUCGGACCUCUUAGACGACGAAUUCGUUGAAAUGCCCAGUGCUAAAAAGUCAAGUAAGAGAAAAUCCGCAAGUAAGUCCAAGGAAGCUCCAAAGGAGGUGGAACCCGUAGUCGAAACCCCCCCAACUCCGCCUCCGGAGCCCAAAUCAUCAAAGAAGGAUCGCCCUCGUGUUGUUCGUGAUGGAAGCUCUUGGGGUGCCUGGGGAGCAGCUCCAGUCGGAGAGAAGGUGGAGAAGAAGUCCUCCAAGGAUCGCAAGUUGGCCCCCGAGGAGAAGAAAUUGUCCAGGGAAUCAAAGUCCAGACGGUCUGAUAAAGGAGAUAAAGUCUCGUCCAAGGACUCUUCAUCCGACAAGGCUGAUAGACCUCCGAUAUCCAGGGGUUUUACCAGCAUGUUUGGCGCAGCACCACCGUUAUCAAGAUCAAAAUCCGAAAGGAGGUCCAGUACUUCUGGGAGGAACAGUUCCAGAAGGCAAUCAGUCGUCGACAGUGGUCUUAUAUCUCCUCCACCCGAGAUGUCCUCGAAAGCGGCGAAAUUGCUCGGUGUCACUCCCGGUAAGCUUGCGAGAAGCAAAUCCGAAAAGAAGAGCAAAUCACGGGGUCUUGAAGAUGACGAUGAUAUUGUUGUUGUGGGAGCUGACGACAUCUCUCCUCCUCGCGAAAGGUCGAGACGUGACCACAAAAGAAAAUCGAAGGUAACGCAAGACUCGGGCCCGCCCCCGGCCGUUCCAAUGCCACCUGCCACCAACGAUAUGCCAUAUUGGAGACCAAGGGGGUCACCAUCCAAGGAUCGGAGUGCUAACGGUCGAUCGUCAAAGCAGGCCAAGCAAGACGAAGACAUUGUAAUGGUGGAUGCUGGUGGCCCGACCGAAAUUCCGGGACUAAAGAGGUCUGACUCGAGUGCGAAGAAAACAGGAUUUGGUGGAAUGUUGGGUGGACUCCUCUCCAAGCCUCGCCCCGAAACGAAACGUCGCUCCACCUUAGAAGACGGCGGUGCGCGUGGCUUGAGACGAGAGGAUCGAAAGAUCAAACGUUCUUCUGAGGAUGCCGAUAUCACGAUGACUGGCGGACUGGCCGAAGAGGAUGAGGAGGCCCAGGCUGCUAGGCGUGCAGCUCGACGUGCUCGCAGAGCUGAGAAGGAAGCCAUGGAGAGAGCUGCCGAGGAUGCUCGAAAGGCCAAAGAUAAGGAACGAAGAGAGCGGCGCCGGAAACAAGAAGAGGAAUCGGAAGCCCGUCGGCAAGAAGAUAAGGAAGCUCGACGCGUAGCUCGACGGGAGCAGAAAGCUCUGGAGGAGGCCGAAAGACAAGCUGCUGAAGCUAAAGAGGUCGAACGUUCUGAACGCCGUCGUGCCAGGAGAGCCGAGCGGGAUGCCAGAGCCGAGCGGGAUGCCAGAGCCGAAGCCACUCACACAGAUGGUGAGCCACUGGUGGAGACACCGGGGCGUCUCCGCAGAUCUGAUCGUCGCAAAAGUCACGUGGAUGGCCCGGAGGACGAGGAAGACCGCCGUCGAAGGCGCGAGGAAAGACGCGCCGCUCGUGGUAUCGAUACUCCAAAGACUAGCCGCCGCAAGUCAGCACCUAUCGUCGACAGCUAUUUCGACUCGAGGCAUGGGAGCACGGCACGUGGCGAGCCGGAGCACGAACCCCGACGCAAGAGUCACAAAUCAGGCUGGCCACAUUCAGGCACCGAUUCAUGGGUUCAAGAUCAUACUGAUGCGCCCCCUCCGCCAGAGGAUGCGCCCGCAACCGAUGGUCCUGGCGACGUGACGGCUGGUGAUGAGAGAGAACGGCGACGCAUGAGGAAGACGCGCCGACACGCCGACGACGAGGCAGAGGAGUACGCAGAAGAGAGGCGGAAGAGGCGUGAAGCCCGUCGCCACGAGAGGGAGCAGGUGAAGAGCUCUGAAGGGAGUCAGGGUGAUGGCCGGAGGUCGAGUCGCCGCCGCGAAUCAGGCUUUAUAGAGCCGCGGUCGAGGGCGCCCAGUUCACAGGGCGGGAUCUUUAGUCGUUGGAGAAGGUGA